This is a messenger RNA of Phoenix dactylifera (date palm), 546 nucleotides long. The record is from RefSeq and is a predicted model, not a curated record. NCBI's taxonomy places the organism in Eukaryota, Viridiplantae, Streptophyta, Magnoliopsida, Arecales, Arecaceae.
AUGUCAAAAUUGAGAAUUCUAAAUUUUCAGCUAGGCAUAUCCAGGAGACUCCCUCGGAAGCCCGUGAAGUGGCUCUCAAUCAGAGACAGGCAAGUCUCUGAUCUAAUGCGCAGCUUCAAACCCAAUGUCGAGGAGAUGAAGCAGGUGUUUGACAAAAUAUCAGAAGGAAGUGGGAAGAUUUCUGAGAACAAUCUCAAGUCAUUGCUGGAGAAGCUUGGGAAAAGGGAUGCAGCCUGUAAGGCAAAGCGAAUGAUUGAAGCAGCUGACCUUGACAGAGAUGGGUUCCUAGAUUUUAAGGAGUUUAUGGAAGUGCAUAAGAACGGCAUAAAGACUUGUGAUAUCAAAAGUGCAUUUAGGAUGUUUGAUCAAGAUGGGGAUGAGCGAAUCAGUGCAGAUGAAUUACAGAGUAUGUUGGAGAAACUUGGGGAGUAUCACAGCUUGGACCAGUGCAGGAGGAUGAUAAAUCAUGCGGACCAGAAUGGUGAUGGAUUUGUGGACAUGAAUGAAUUCCUGGCCAUGAUGACCCGCACCAUGGAGCCGACAUGA